AUGGACUCUCCCACCCUGGGAUCGGAGCCUCUCAAAAGCUCCUCGCGGAAAGGUUUGUCUGGCAUGAACAAGGACGUCAAAGCUUGGGCCCGGUCGAGUCUGAGCUGCCAGCGCAACAAGGUGCAGCGUCACAACAAGUCCCCACCAGGCACUUUCCCCAGUCCCGACGCACGGUUCAGUCAUGUGCACCUGGAUGUCGUAGGCCCCUUGCCUUUAUCCAAUGGUUAUACCCACCUCUUUACCUGUGUCGAUCGAUAUACCCGCUGGGCUGAAGCUAUUCAUUUGUCGAAUGUGCAGGCUGAAACCAUCGUAAAGGCCUUCGUCAGUUGUUGGGUCGCCAUGUUCGGUGCCCCAUCCACGGUUACGACUGAUCGUGGUGCCCAGUUUGAGUCGACACUCUUCCAAGCGCUACUCAAUUCCCUUGGCUGCACACGCAUUCGGACGAUAGCCUACCACCCAACUGUCGACGGUAUGGUUGAGCGUUUCCAUCGCCAGAUAAAGAUCGCCCUGCGUGCCGUAGAAGACCCAGGAAACUGGUCGGACAACCUUCCUCUUGCACGCCUUGGCAUCUGCGCAGCUCUGAAGUCGGAUCUCGGCUGUAGCGCAGCUGAAUUAGUUUUCGGUACUACCCUCCGACUGCCAGGCGAGAUGAUUACCCCAACCUCUCGUGGGGUCGAAGAGACUUCUGACAACUUUGUGCAUCGUUUGCGGCAAUUUAUGCGCUCGCUUUCUCCCGUUCCACCUAGAACUCCAAUGUCGAGGAAGACUUGGACAACUGUACUCAUGUCUUCGUCCGGUGUGACCGUGUGCGCCAGCAGCUGGAAUCACCAUACGAAGGACCGUUCCGCGUGCUCACGCGCAACGCCAAGACCUGCCGGAUUCUUCGCGGUGACAAGGAGGACGUAG
Spirometra erinaceieuropaei is the source of this 906-nucleotide messenger RNA. The record is from the annotation of a GenBank genome assembly. Lineage: Eukaryota; Metazoa; Platyhelminthes; Cestoda; Diphyllobothriidea; Diphyllobothriidae.